AUGAAUGUAGAAACAACCAAUUUUCUAAAUCCUGCCUUGAGAGAGUGUUGUUGUUCUUCAAGCUCUCCUCUACCUUUACAACGUAUUGUUCAAUUAUUAAGUGUUGGGGCAUUUGAAUUAAGAAAACAAAUUAAUGAAAAGAUUAAAUGUGAUAGACUUGGAAAUGGAGUAGAAGAGAAGGAAAAUGAACAAGAAAAAUAUUUGAAUAAAUUGAUAAGGAAUGAACUAUUGCUUAUUGAGUUAGGAGUUGUAGACACUCGAAGAUUAACAAAAUGGAUUAAUAAAUUUAACGAUAUUUACAUGAAACAAUUGUUAAAUAUGGAAUUGUAUUUUGUAAAUAAUUUUGCCGACCAACUCGAAAAUCUGUGCCUUAAAUUAAAUACUCAUAGUCUACCACAAGUGUGUAAACCUAGGGCUCCUUUUUUGUCGUUAAAUGGCAUGUCAAACACUCUUGGAGAUAAAGUAGUGUAUCAAGCAAGAUCGGAAGUUACAGCACGUGUUGAUAUUGCUGGUGGCUGGACAGACACUCCUCCAAUCACCUAUCAAAUGGGUAAUAUAUUGCCAGCUGUACUUAGCCUUUCAAUACUUAGGCCAAUUCGUUGUAAAUGUUCACGCCUGGAAAUGCUUCAAGGAAUUUUUUAUAGAGAAAAUUCUUUUGGGGAACAACAACCUUUGCUGCACUUUCCAACAGCCAAGAAAAUAUUUAAAAAUUGUUGUUCUCUUCUGUGUGCUAUUUUGGUGGUUGCCGGUUUUGUACGGGAAGAACUGUGGGGUGGAGAAAGGCAUUAUUUAUUUUAUUUUGCCGGACCUGGACGAGGAUUGCUUAUCGAAACAGAAUCAGAUUUGCCACACGGAUCUGGCCUCGGUUCUAGCAGUAUACUUGCUGGAGCCCUUUUAUCCUCUCUCCACAAACUAUCAGGAAAUAAACAACAAUUAACCGAAGACAAACUAAUUAAUCAAGUUUUGCAAAUAGAACAAUUACACACUUCUGGGGGAGGUUGGCAAGACCAAUUGGGGGGUUGUAUUUCUGGAGGUGCUAAAAUUGGUUGGGUAGAAUCUGUUGGGGAAAGAGAAUGUUGUUGGCGUUCUGUCCAGCUUGGAGGGGAAUUAAUUAAAGAAUUCAAUAAAAAAUUUGUUUUGUUAUAUACAGGCAAAACUAGAUUGGCAAAAACUUUAUUAAAGCAAGUUUUGUUGAGUUGGGCAAGACAAGAACCACAAAUAUUGGCAACUGUUGAAAGACUUGCCAAAGGAGCUUGGAAGGCUGAGGAAAUGCUUAUUGAGGGUAAGGAACAGGGGGUAGUGACCAUUUCCACCAAAAUACUCAAAAAUGUGGCAAAAAUAGGCCGAAAUUGGUCAAAAAUAUGGCAAAAAAAUAAAGCAUUAUUUUUAAAACUUAAAAAUAAUUAA
Meloidogyne enterolobii is the source of this 1407-nucleotide messenger RNA. The record is from the annotation of a GenBank genome assembly. NCBI's taxonomy places the organism in Eukaryota, Metazoa, Nematoda, Chromadorea, Rhabditida, Meloidogynidae.